CCCCUUUAAGGUUCCAGGUUCCCCCUACAGCUCUCCCUCUCGCGCCGCUAGCAGAGCGAUUGGAUCCGGGCGCGCGCGCACACCCCAGACGCUGUUCCUAAAGGCCGGCCGCCCCCCUCCCUCUUUCUCGGCAUGGAAAGGUGGCUGCUAGGCAGCGCGGGCGCGCGCUCCUCCUUGCUCGCGUUCCUCGUCUUCCUAAUGCUGCAGCUGCGGCUGGGCUCCGGCGCGUGCCCGUGUCGCGAGCCCGAGCUUUGCAAGCCCAUCUCGGGCAGCCGGGACUUCGAGGUUUUGGUAUUUGAUAUAGGUGGGUCAAACUGGAAAUACUACAACUGGACACAUAUUACAACAGUAGCAAUAUUUGGAAAAUAUGAUCCUGAACUUAUGUGUUAUGCUCAUUCAAGAGGAGCCAGAGUCGUUUUAAAAGGAGAUGUAACUGUGACAAAAAUUGUUGACCCUGCCUUCAGAGCAGCUUGGAUAAAUGAGCAGGUAGAAUUGGCCAAAAGGCAGUACAUGGAUGGAAUCAAUAUAGACAUUGAGCAAGAAGUGGCUAAAUCUUCUCCCGAAUACUAUGCAUUGACAGCUUUGGUUAAAGAAACAACAGAUGCUUUUCACAAAGAGAUUCCAGGAUCACAGGUAACCUUUGAUAUAGCUUGGUGUCCAGAUUGUGUGGAUAAAAGAUGUUACAAUUACACUGGGAUUGCAGAGUCAUGUGAUUUUGUGUUCGUGAUGUCUUACGAUGAACAGAGUCAGGUGUGGUCAGACUGCAUAGCAAGAGGCAAUGCUCCAUUCAACCAAACAAUUGCUGGAUAUGAACAAUACAUUAACAUGGGCAUUGACCCAUACAAGAUUGUGAUGGGUGUUCCAUGGUAUGGAUAUGAUUAUACCUGUCUAAGCUUAACCAAGGAUCACAUUUGUUCCAUUGCAAAAGUCCCUUUCCGAGGGGCUCCAUGUAGUGAUGCUGCAGGACGUCAAGUCCCCUAUAAAGGAAUAAUGUCUGAGGAAAAGUCUUCUUUUACUGGGAUCCUGUGGAAUGAUGAAUACAAAGCCCCAUUUUUAGAAUACAAGGCUCCAAAUGGUGUUUUUCAUCAAGUGUGGUUUGAUGAUCCCAGAAGCAUUUCUCUGAAGGCAGCCUAUGUAACAGAGCGUGGCUUGAGGGGUAUCGGUAUGUGGAACGGAGAUUGCCUUAACUACUCAGGAGGUUCUGUCGCACAAGAGCAAACAGAAGCCAUGUGGGAGGCCUUGACCCCAGAUUGGUCUAAUUAGGAAACUUGUUCUUGCUAUGUGCAUCUUUUCACAUAUAUCUUUUCUUAAUUACAUGUUAAUAAUUUUAAUGCAUUAUUGUUAAACUGCCUUUUGCAAAAAGAGCAAAUGAAUGAACAUAAUAAAUAAAGAAAUAUAUUAAAUUAAUCUAAA
Messenger RNA from Anolis sagrei ordinatus, 1413 nucleotides. RefSeq names its product di-N-acetylchitobiase-like. Gene Ontology annotation, molecular function: chitinase activity; chitin binding. Lineage: Eukaryota; Metazoa; Chordata; Lepidosauria; Squamata; Anolidae. The record is from RefSeq and is a predicted model, not a curated record. Gene Ontology annotation, biological process: oligosaccharide catabolic process; chitin catabolic process.